Molecule: messenger RNA, 1476 nt
Organism: Penicilliopsis zonata CBS 506.65
Lineage: Eukaryota; Fungi; Ascomycota; Eurotiomycetes; Eurotiales; Aspergillaceae
Exons: 5
Coding region: 1-1476 (491 amino acids)
Cellular component (GO): nuclear proteasome complex; cytoplasm; proteasome regulatory particle, lid subcomplex
Source: RefSeq, a predicted model, not a curated record
AUGUCGGACGUUCAGGUUCUGAAGCCCGAGAAGGACUUUUCCAAGGAUGCCGACAAGAUUAUCCCGGAGGCGGAGCAGCUUGGUAAAACCGAUGCUCAAGCGGCUAUUGACAAGCUCCUUCUCUUAGAGAAGCAGGCCAGACAGGCUUCCGAUCUCGCUACUACAUCUAGAGUACUCAUUGCCAUCGUCACGAUCAGCAAGAACUCCGGCGACUGGAACCUACUAAACGACCAAGUGCUUCUCCUCUCCAAGAAACAUGGACAACUCAAGCAGGCGACAACAAAGAUGGUGCAGGUGGUUAUGGGAUUUUUGGAUGAGACACCCAACACGGAAGUCAAACUGUCUGUCAUCGAAACGCUGCGGACCGUGACCGAAGGGAAGAUUUUCGUUGAAGUCGAAAGAGCCCGUAUCACCCGUAUUUUGUCCAACAUUAAGAAGAGCCAGGGGGAUCUGAAUGCGGCGGCCGAUACCCUGUGCGAACUUCAAGUGGAGACCUUCGGCUCUAUGGCAAGGAGAGAGAAAACAGAGUUUAUCCUCGAGCAAGUCGCUCUCUGCAUCGAGCGUGGCGACUGGACCCAGGCCGCAAUUCUAAGCCGGAAGAUCAGCAAGCGCUACUUUGCCCGCAAGCCCAAGAAGUCACCCGAGGAAAUCGAGAAGCUCAAGAAAGAGGCCGAGGAGAAAGAAAAGACCCGUAGCCCUGAUGAGCCGCCGGUCGAAAUCGAUGACGAUGUCACAGAUCUCAAGUUACGCUACUACGAGCAACAAAUCAUCCUCUCGAAUCACGAACACAAAUAUCUUGAUGUCUGUAAACACUACCGGGAGGUUCUUGACACAGAGUCUGUGGAGAAUAAUCCAGAACAACUGCGAGCGGUUCUUGCCCGUAUCGUCUAUUAUAUCGUCCUUUCUCCCUAUGACAAUGAGCAAUCAGAUCUCCUGCAUCGCAUCAAACAGGACUCGCGGCUCUCUGUUGUUCCAGUGGAAUCUCGGUUGUUGAAAUGGUUCACCAUUCAAGAGUUGAUGCGGUGGCCUGUCGUUGUUGAAGAGUUCAGCUCUCACCUUUGCAACACUGACGUCUUUGAUACCCAGUCGGGGCAGUCUGCCGACGACCAAGCUUUCAAGAGAUGGCAAGAUCUUCGCAAGCGUGUCAUCGAACACAACGUCCGUGUGGUCGCCAAGUACUACACGCGCAUCCAGAUGGGCCGUCUCACCGAGUUGCUGGACCUGAACGAGGAGGAGACCGAAAAGUACAUUUCCGAGCUGGUCACCUCGAAGACCAUCUACGCCAAGAUCGACCGCCCCGCACGGCUGGUCAAUUUCGCCAAACCACGCGAUGCCGAUGACGUGUUGAACGAAUGGAGUAGCGAUAUGAAGAGCCUUCUCGGCCUCCUGGAACGUAUCGAUCACUUGAUCACCAAGGAGGAGAUGAUGGCCAGAAUCCUUCCUACAACCAAGGGAGAGAAGACCAAGGCUCGUUAG